AUGAGCUGCCAGGCUACUCCAGAUGAUGGUACCAACAUGCCGCCACCCCUGCAUACUAGUGCCAGUCAAGACGCAGGUUUCUUGAGAUUUGUGGUGGUGAUGAUCAACGUGUUCCAUAGAGUCCAUGUACGUAUGCCUCCAGAAGGACAGCAGGGCAUCCAAUUGUUGGAUGAUAUCUUUGUCGUGUUUGAAGCAUCGCAGCUGGAUGAUACUACUAUCGAGACUCUAAUAGGCAUUCUUACUUUACCCGGGCCCCAGAGGGACGCAGUAGGUUCAUCCAGCUUGACACUUCGGUGUCAGGCCCCAGGUGUUCUUGGCUGCAUCAAUGAACGACACAAAGACCCCGCUACCCAGGUUGAGCGACCAGGAAGACUCCUCCCACUGCCAAGCGUCCAGGUUCAUGAGCAGCAAGAAGUAAUACACCAGGCUAAAAAGAAGCAAAAUAAUAUUGAUGCUACAUUCUUUGCUGCCACUUUUGCUGAAAAGCUUACUGACGAGGACACUUUCAUCACAGGGCGGUCACAACAUGAUGGAAAUGCCCAACCACUGGAGCCUGCGCUCACAAAUGAUGGAGGGACAUCCAAGAGUGAGGGACUGGAGGUCAGUAGUCAUGUGUCGGGCAUCUCAACGUCACACAGUGCAUCAAUGAAUACACUCGAAUCUUUGCGAGAACUCCUGCACACUCAUAUUCAUCGUUUGCCGUCACCUAUCAUCAUUAAUUUUGUCGAAAAACCCUCUUCAAAUUCCAGCUCCACCCCGGGCCCCUUGGAUCCGUCAGUUUCUAGCCGGUUUUUGAAGCACCAGCUAGCCAUAGAUAACCUUUUGGAAAUGGUAGACGCUAUUGUCUGCGAUGGAGACGACUUGGUGCAGGCAACUAGAAAGGCACUGGUGCAGGAAAUUCAAGAUCACCAGGCUUACUUAGACAGGGUUGUUUGUGAGAAUCGGCUACGCCAGAAAACCAGUAACACUGUUCUUUCUACGGAGUUUCGGCGCCAGCUUCCCAUUGUCCAUGAUAACUCUCAUCAUUUCGAUAUACCCGCCCCGCUUCAAAGUUUGGCGGUUUCGCUUCUGUCUUGUGUUUUCAUUGGCGUACUCCUCCAUGUACUUGGCUCUCUCUCUCGGCAGAAUGCGUCAUUUCUCCUCAUCGUUAUGGGUCGUAUAGUCACUUCAAGUCUUUGA
Suillus plorans is the source of this 1179-nucleotide messenger RNA. RefSeq lists its product as uncharacterized. The coding region runs from base 1 to 1179 and encodes 392 amino acids. The transcript is spliced from 9 exons. The record is from RefSeq and is a predicted model, not a curated record. NCBI's taxonomy places the organism in Eukaryota, Fungi, Basidiomycota, Agaricomycetes, Boletales, Suillaceae. Gene Ontology annotation, molecular function: protein-folding chaperone binding.